Messenger RNA from Malurus melanocephalus (red-backed fairy wren), 2821 nucleotides. RefSeq names its product transforming growth factor beta receptor 2 (gene TGFBR2). Bases 43 to 1749 code for a protein of 568 amino acids. Gene Ontology annotation, cellular component: signaling receptor complex; plasma membrane. NCBI's taxonomy places the organism in Eukaryota, Metazoa, Chordata, Aves, Passeriformes, Maluridae. Gene Ontology annotation, molecular function: type I transforming growth factor beta receptor binding; transforming growth factor beta receptor activity, type II; SMAD binding. The transcript is spliced from 7 exons. The record is from RefSeq and is a predicted model, not a curated record. Gene Ontology annotation, biological process: heart development; protein phosphorylation; cellular response to growth factor stimulus.
GCCCCGCCCGCGGCUCGCCGGCCGCGCCGAUCCGGCUCCGCGAUGACUCCCCGGCUGCCGAGGAGCCUGCGGCGGCUCAUGCUGCGCCUUUCCCUCUGGGUGCUCAUGGGCAGCUCGGUCCCCGCUCUGCUCCGGGCUGAAUUUACAUCACCUGUAGACAGAAAUAAGGAAAAUGGACUGAAAAUGUCAAACCUAUGCAAAUUCUGUGAUAUUAAAGUAACGACCUGCUCAAACCAGCAUCAGUGCAAGAGCAACUGCAACAUCACUUCUAUCUGUGAGGAGAGCAGUGAAGUCUGUGUUGCUAUAUGGAGACAGAAUGAUGAAAAUGUGACAUUAGAAACAAUAUGCCACGAUCCCGACAAAACACUGUAUGGUCAUGUUUUGGAUGACUAUAAAUCAGAGAAGUGUUUGAUGAGGGAAAAGAAGGAUGACGGGGGAUUGAUGUUCAUGUGUUCCUGUACAGGUGAAGAAUGCAAUGAUAUGCUCAUUUUUACAUCAGAUGACCCUCAUAAACCAGAGGAGAAAGAUGAAAUUUCCAAAGUCACAAUCAUAAGUCUUGUCCCAUUGCUGGUGAUUUCUGUUGCUGUGAUUGUUAUCUUCUAUGCCUACCGAACUCAUAAGAAGAGGAAACUCAACAAGGCAUGGGAGAAGAAUGUUAAGCCCAAGAAGCAUAAGGACUGCAGUGAUGUCUGUGCCAUUAUGUUAGAUGAUGACCGCUCAGACAUCAGCUCUACCUGUGCCAACAACAUCAACCACAACACAGAGCUGCUGCCCAUUGAGCUGGACAUCGUUGUUGGCAAAGGAAGAUUUGCUGAAGUGUAUAAAGCCAAAUUGAAGCAAAACACAUCAGAGCAGUAUGAAACUGUGGCAGUCAAGAUUUUCCCCUAUGAAGAAUAUGCUUCCUGGAAAACUGAGAAAGACAUUUUUUCAGAUGUAAACCUCAAGCAUGAGAACAUCCUGCAGUUCUUGACAGCAGAGGAGCGUAAGACGGAUCUUGGUAAACAGUAUUGGUUGAUCACUGCCUUCCAUGCUAAAGGAAACUUGCAGGAGUAUCUCACACGGCACAUUAUCAGCUGGGAGGACCUCUGGAAACUGGGUGGGUCCUUGGCCCGAGGGAUUGCACAUCUGCACAGUGAUCACACACCCUGUGGUCGUCCCAAAACACCUAUUGUACACAGAGACCUAAAGAGUUCCAACAUCCUGGUGAAAAAUGAUUUAACCUGCUGUCUCUGUGACUUUGGGUUAUCCCUGAGGCUGGACCCUUCCCUGUCUGUGGAUGACUUGGCCAACAGUGGACAGGUUGGCACAGCAAGAUACAUGGCCCCUGAGGUUUUGGAGUCCAGGAUGAACCUGGAGAACAUGGAGUCCUUCAAACAAACAGAUGUGUAUUCCAUGGCUUUGGUCCUCUGGGAAAUGACAUCUCGCUGUAACGCUGUCGGAGAAGUGAAAGAGUACGAGCCCCCGUUCGGCUCCAAAGUGCGAGAACACCCUUGUGUGGAAAGCAUGAAGGACAAUGUGCUAAGAGACAGAGGGCGGCCCGAGAUCCCCAGCUCCUGGCUCAACCACCAGGGCAUCCAGAUGGUGUGUGAGACCCUGAUCGAGUGCUGGGACCACGACCCCGAGGCGCGGCUGACGGCGCAGUGCGUGGCCGAGCGCUUCAGCGAGCUCAAGCACCACGACCGSCUCUCGGGAAGGAGCUGCUCCGAGGAGAAGAUUCCCGAAGACGGCUCCGUCACCACCGCCAAGUAGCGCGUGCCCGAGGGCUCCGAACGGAGGGAAGUCGCUCCUACACGUGUUCACCUUGGCAAAGGGAGAAGUCUUGAUCAGUGCCUUGACUUGCUUCCUGGAGGACUGAGGCUGUCACUACUCCCUUUAGGCUCCAGCUCUGGGCAGGGAGAUGUAUUCUGGGAAUUCGAAGCUGGGGGAGUAGCUGUCGUACCCUAGCAUUGGCAGCCRGCACCAUGUCGUAGGAGGAGCUAUGAAUGGUAGCCCUUCCUCAGGAAAUGAGAUUUGAAAAUAGCCAAUAACAUUAUGCACUUUAUUAAUGCCUGUAUAUAACUAUGAAAUUGCUAUUUUUAUAUAUAUAUACAUAUAUAUCUAUAAAAUGAGUGUGUAUGUAUAUAUAUAUAUAUAUAUCUCUAUCUAUAUAUCUAUAAACAGCCAUGUCCAGGGGAAAAAAAAAGUUAUUAAAAAAAGUGCUUCCAGGAAAUUACCAGUGUAUUAGAUAUUCCACCCCUUGGGGAGGGAGCCUGGGGAGACUGGUAUAGCACCACACCAGCAAUUGUGCACUAAGCGUUCUGCCAAAAAAUAGGAAYAAUAUGCAAUAAGAAGGUGAUUUUCAAAGCAUGUGUGGUGACCACCUGGCUGCGAUCCUGCUGYUCACAGUUGCAGGAGCAGUCUCACAGCAGGCAGGCCAAUUUGACUCUGCAGUUGUGCUUACAUGGUCCUGUCUGCAGCACAUUUGUGAGAGGCUCAWGGAAUGCCUUUUCCCUCUCAUCUUAACCCCAGAGUCCUCCAAAUGUCCCAGAACAGGCAUGAGGAGGUUUGGUCCUUCCCACAUGUGUUUUUUGUUAUGGAGUUCAUUAAUGUUGUCUGUUUAUUGCUUUGAAUUCAUGCUGCUUGCAAACAAGUUGCAAAACAUCAGCAGGAUGAGUUUUCCCCUCCUCCCAUCCCUCAAACCAUACAGAACAGGACAGGGCCAGCAACAAUCCAAGCAGAUGUUUUAUAUUUGCUGUACAUUCUGAGUGUGGACAGUACUAUAUUUUUUCCUUUCUUUUACCUUGAUUGUGUUGCUGUAAGAAUAAACUUUUUUUUUUCCCUG